CGCAUACCCUGCAAUAUUACUGUCGCUCGAUUGUUAGGAGUAGGAUGUUACAAGUAAAAGAGGACACAGCAAACCCGAUGAGAUCCACAGCUUUAUCCUAUCUUCAACUUUGAUAUAUGCCACUUUUACAUUGCUUACCCAGACACUCCAACAUUGGCGGUUGAAGAAAGUUGAUUUUCUGAACCUUCUGCACCAAGCUCAUGACUGCUUGUUCUUCCAUCAGCGCAACACUGAAAGUUAGUGGAGAUGAAUUCUACGUUUGUGAACCAGACAGAUCCCGGGCUUUAUUCGAACACCACUGACACCCUGGAAGGUAUUCUCAAAUGUUGUAACUUCACGUCAGUCGUGACAGAUGAUGGUUUUGUGGUUAAUACAACGCCAGACGAGAGGAGCCUGUACAUCAUGAGAGUUGUCCAGAUUGCGGUCAUGUGUGUUCUCUCACUUACUGUCGUCUUUGGCAUCUUCUUUCUGGGCUGCAACCUACUAAUUAAGUCGGAAGGGAUGAUCAACUUUUUAGUGAAGGACAGAAGAUCUUCUAAGGAAGUGGAAGCAGGCGACGUUGAUCCUUACUAGCAAACUGAUUUGAGGAGAAUUCUGGACGAAAGCAGAUGUCAGUUUUUGAGGCUGUUAAAAAUGCAUUUGCUGCAAAUUUCCCGUGACUUAAUCCGGAAGAUCAUACUGGUGAUUGUAGAAAAGCAACACACUUGGACAAAUAGCCACAUCUUUAUUUUAAAUAUCAGCUGAGAGUCACGUCAUAAAGCAAAUUCUGAAGUGCUGUUCAGAACUUUGAUGUUAGAAAUCAAUUUGAUGCCGGGACAGGCUAUGGCAAUUAUGUUUUCCUGUGGCCAAAGCACAUUAUAAAUAAUGUAGAUUUAAGAAAAAAAAAAGAAAACAACAACAACAACAACAACAACAAAAACCGCAAAGGACACACACUUGAGUAGAAGAUUGCAAGGAAGAACGCAUUUAUUUAUUUAUUUAUUUAUUUAUUUAUCUUUCUAAUUAAAUUAAUCUUAAUCAUAUGUUUUAUUUAUUACAUUAAACGAAGAGCUGCAAUGGAUUGUGUAAUUUGACUACAAAUGUUUGCUUUCUCCUUUUUCAUAAAAUAAGUGAAUGUUUCCAUUGCAUUGUUAUGGUUACCAUUGUAUAAAAUGUUCAAUUUUAAUAUUUCACUAUUUUGUGGUGGCAGAUCGCCAUGUAUUAUGUAUUAUUCUGAGCUUAUGUCACUUUGUUUAUUCUUGCACUAACUAUUGUAUUAAUAUGUAACAAAAAAAAAAAAAAAAAAAAAGUUUAUGUUACUGGUCUAUUUUAAUCAAAUGUCCCUAGACUAUAUUCAGAAAUGUC
Messenger RNA from Polyodon spathula (Mississippi paddlefish), 1344 nucleotides. Its product is annotated as protein reprimo A-like. The transcript has a single exon. Lineage: Eukaryota; Metazoa; Chordata; Actinopteri; Acipenseriformes; Polyodontidae. Bases 247 to 573 code for a protein of 108 amino acids. The record is from RefSeq and is a predicted model, not a curated record.